Messenger RNA from Sinocyclocheilus grahami, 2118 nucleotides. RefSeq names its product stonustoxin subunit alpha-like. The transcript has 4 exons. Lineage: Eukaryota; Metazoa; Chordata; Actinopteri; Cypriniformes; Cyprinidae. Bases 1 to 1995 code for a protein of 664 amino acids. Gene Ontology annotation, molecular function: protein binding. The record is from RefSeq and is a predicted model, not a curated record.
AUGCUCACCAUCGCGCGAUCGGGUCAUUCAGAACUCAAACACUCUGAAGAGUUCUGUCAGUCACGAAGCUUCAACGAAGCAAACAAAGAAACUCUGAGAAGAACUGCCAAAGCUUCUGCGUCACAAGGAAACCUCCAGUCACCACGAGGCUUCUCCCAAAAGACGUCAUCCAAACGACAGAUCAGCAGCCAAUCCGCAGCCCCGGGAUUCCCUCAAGCAGCCAUCCAGGAAUCCAGUCUCCUGGAUGUAAGUGCUUCCCUGAAAGCCAGCUUUUUGGGAGGGUUAGUUGAGGUGGGAGGAUCUGCCAAGUACCUGCGGAACACUAAAUCUUCAAACCAACAGUCCAGAGUAACAAUGCAUCACAGUGAAACCUCAAGAUUCGAACAACUCACUAUGACUCAGCUGGGCCAGUUCAUCUACCCUCAGGUAUUUGAGCAGAAAACUGCAACUCAUGUGGUCACAGCUGUUCUGUACGGAGCUCAGGCCUUCAUGGUGUUUGAUCGGUCAUUUGUAGAAGAUGAAAACAGGCAGGAGAUUGAGGGAGAACUGAAUGUCAUGGUCAAGAAAAUCCCUGGAUUUUCCAUUGAGGGACAAGGAGCUGUAGAAAUGAAAGAUGAGGAUAAGAAAAAGGCUGAGAAAAUCACCUGCACAUUUCAUGGUGAUGUCCAUCUUGAGCAGAACCCUACCACGUACAUAGAGGCCCUAGAGGUGUACAAGAAGCUCCCCUCUCUGCUGAGGAAGAAUCCACAGAAUGCAGUGCCAAUAAAAGUAUGGCUCUAUCCUCUUUCUCUUCUGGAUUCAAAAGCAGCUCAGUUGGUGAGAGAAAUCAGCACGCAACUCAUUUCCAACACUGAAGAUACAAUAGAGAAGCUGGGAGAAGUAGAGAGGCGAUGCAAAGACCUGUCCAGAAGAAAAAUGGUACAGUUUUUCAGUGACAUCAAAGAGAGGCUGGACUCAUUUCAGAGUUCAUUUAGCAUUUAUAAGAUGGUGCUCCAGAAAGCACUGGCCAGAGUCUUGCCUGCUAUUCGAGGAGGAGGGAUGGAGGAAAAGUCACUGGCAGACAUCCUGAAGAUCCACUACCUUUCCCCUUUUAAUGCUAGCAUGCUUAACCAGUGGUUACAUGACACAGAGUUACAACUUCACCUCUUGAGUGUUUACACCAAGACACUGAAGGGGAUCCAAAUUGAAGAUUCAGACAGUCUCUUCAGCCUCCUUGAUCCUGAUAUUGAUGUUGUGGUGUGCUUGACCUUCACAUCUCUGAAAUACAAAGACCCAUAUCUUUCAGCCCUGAAUGAGUUUAUAAAAUCUGACCCCUUUAAAGAGUUAGACGGGGAAAACAAGUUUUCCCUGACAUCUUCUGUCCAAAAAUCAUUCAACCCUCAUGAUUUCUCUUCAAAAAUGAGAGAAAAUGUAUCUCACUUCAGAAGUUUUUCAGAGGCCAAUAAAGAUGAAACGAGAAUGCGCUUCAUUAUUUCUGCAAUCUCUGAUUCCUCCAGUCCAGGCUCCUCUAUCUAUCUGUAUGAAAAAGGGAAUCUCACAGAUACACAGUUCCAGCCAGUGUCCAAGCCGCCCACACCAGUAGUGAAGAAUGUUCUGGACCAAACUGUGUCCCUGAAACUGCAGAAGUCCCCGACUGGAGAAACAGUGAAGUAUAGAGUAGAGUACCAGCAGAUGAAAGCAGAUUCUGGAGCUGAGGAACAGUGGCUUGUCGUAGACACAGCUGAUGAAGACUUUACUCUGACUGGAUUGAUAUCUGGAAAGCAGUACCUGAUCCGCUACAGGAUAGUGGGUAAAGUGGGAGUGAGUGAAGCCAGUGAUUCUGUCAGCCCUACACUCUCUUCAAUCACCGACUGGACCAGGAACAACUUCCUACAAUAUGCCUGUUUUUCUCACACUGGAUCCAAACACAGCAAACACUCAACUCAUUCUCAGAGGCGCAACUGCACAUUUGCUGAGGGGUAUGCAAGAUCAGUGUUGGCGUAUUCUAGCCCCUAACACUAACUCCCACAGAAAACUUUUUGUAAGUCAAUGACCAAAAGACCAUUAACUAGCUUGGGCAUGGAAGGAUACAAACUCAUCAGGGGUGAAAAAAGUGACACCCCCCCUUUUUGUCUCGUC